AUGGGCGACAAAGGGGAUAACACAAACAAACCUGCACCUGUUGUUCUUCAUCCAGUUUACACCGUGAACAAUAUUCAACAUAAAGUCCGUGUGUUGGAUGGCACCAAGGUUACUUGCUCAUCAUGGGUAAAGUUAUUUCACUUGAAUGCUCGUGGCUACAAGGUUCUCGACCAUAUCGAUGGAACCAAGCCACCGGCAAAAGAAGAUCCAAACUACGAGUCAUGGGCGGAGAUAGAUGCAAUCGUGUUACAGUGGAUCUACGGAUCCUUGUCGGAUGAGAUCCUUGUUCGAAUUAUUGAGCCCGAAUCCACGGCGCUGGAAGCCUGGACUCGACUCAAAAAAAAAUUUUGA
Messenger RNA from Helianthus annuus (common sunflower), 351 nucleotides. RefSeq lists its product as uncharacterized. The transcript has a single exon. NCBI's taxonomy places the organism in Eukaryota, Viridiplantae, Streptophyta, Magnoliopsida, Asterales, Asteraceae. The coding region runs from base 1 to 351 and encodes 116 amino acids. The record is from RefSeq and is a predicted model, not a curated record.